AUGACAGAAAGCACAGAACUUGCUAAACCAACUGAAACAAAGACUACAGUUAAGAAAUUUAAAUGUUCUAUGAAAGGAUGUGAUAAGCAAUACACGCGAUCUACACUUUUGAAGCAACAUGUUUUAUCACAUACCAAUGAAAGACCAUAUGUUUGCAACGUUUCUGGAUGUGGGAAAAGUUUUAUUAGACCAUGUCAUUUAAGGGUUCACAAAUGGACGCACUCUCAAGAGAAGCCUCGCAAAUGUCAGAUAUGCGGUAAAGGCUUUAUUACUAACCAACAGUUAAAAAGGCACCUUACAUCUCAUGCAAACAAGACAAGACGUCAAUACGAGAAACAGAUGAACGAGAAAAAUUUCGAAGAAGCAGAAAAAUUAUUGGCUUUACUUAAUGAAAUAUCUUUAAAAAAUCCAGACAUAGCAAAGAGUAAUGAAACAACAAACAAGAUACCCCCUCUCAAUAAUGUACCUGAAUUAUCUACACAAGAUCAGCAGAUAUAUAAUUAUUUAGAUGACAAUAUACCCCAACAGAGUAACUUGAUGCCAGCAAAUACAGCAUUGAAAUGUCCGUAUACGUCAUGCACACUUGAAUUUCAAUCGAGCCAUAGUUUAGCAGAUCAUAUGCUUGAAUGUCAUGUGAUGAGUCCACUUACUGGUUUAACACCAAUAUAUCCUGGAGAUGAAGAAUAUGAUCCCAUAUAUGAGACAAUUUUUGAACCUGAAGAACCGGUAAAGGAGUAUGAAACUACCAAAGACAAUAACGUACAAAGCGACACAGUUCCUCAAUUACCUUCUCCUUCCUUAAGCACUAAAACAGAUACACCAAAUACCGUCGUUUCAUUAUCUGAAUUGCUAUUAGAAAAGCCCCAAUACUCAAACUCUAUCAACACAGUUGUGCCUGCUAAUCUGAACUCCAGCAACGACAAUGACAUUAACAAUGUGGUGUCGACAAAGAAUGAUAGUUUGGUGAACAUGAAUAACUCUCCUGCAAAAAUUUCUGCAGACAUUCAGACCAUACCUGAGAGAAGUCAAUAUGUUUCACUUAAUGAGGUGGAAAACGAAUUUUUAUCAUGGAAGAAUUCGUGUUGUAAGGAAUCAAGUUGUUUGCAUUUGGUACCUUUUCAUUCUGCUUUUGACUUGAUUGAACAUUAUGAUCACUUCCACUCUUUUAUUCCAUCAAGUCUGGUCAAAUAUGGUUACAUGUGUAUAUAUGGUGAAACAUAA
Messenger RNA from Arxiozyma heterogenica, 1221 nucleotides. RefSeq names its product Fzf1p (gene FZF1). The record is from RefSeq and is a predicted model, not a curated record. Gene Ontology annotation, cellular component: PcG protein complex; transcription regulator complex; chromatin. NCBI's taxonomy places the organism in Eukaryota, Fungi, Ascomycota, Saccharomycetes, Saccharomycetales, Saccharomycetaceae. Bases 1 to 1221 code for a protein of 406 amino acids. The transcript has a single exon. Gene Ontology annotation, molecular function: DNA-binding transcription factor activity, RNA polymerase II-specific; RNA polymerase II cis-regulatory region sequence-specific DNA binding. Gene Ontology annotation, biological process: regulation of transcription by RNA polymerase II.